Molecule: messenger RNA, 125 nt
Organism: Paraglomus occultum
Lineage: Eukaryota; Fungi; Glomeromycota; Glomeromycetes; Paraglomerales; Paraglomeraceae
Source: the annotation of a GenBank genome assembly
AUACGAAGAAAAUAGUCAACAAAGACGAACCGUUUUCAGGUGUAGAGAUUGCCACCGUUUAUUAUUUGCAAGACUUAGAAAAGAAAGGAUGGUCAGAAAUUUCAAAACAACUUGAACAACAAUGA